This is a messenger RNA of Moneuplotes crassus, 891 nucleotides long. The record is from the annotation of a GenBank genome assembly. NCBI's taxonomy places the organism in Eukaryota, Ciliophora, Spirotrichea, Euplotida, Euplotidae.
AAUGGAUCAUUCUUACUACUCAAACCCUAAUGGCAUAGACCAGAGUCCUCAAAUUGCAGACUUUUCCUCAUACAUCAUGCUGAAAAUGAAUAAAAUGAAUAGAAAGGCUAACUCACAUAGAUCCAAGCAGGCAAGAAAGCCAGGCUUGAGCUUUCUCAAUUAUAAUAACAAAUUCAAGAUGAAAGCAGCUAAGUUCUCAGAAAAGUAUAAACCAGGGAAGAUAUGUAAAGGCAUUCCGAAUGAGCUAAGGCUAGGAUAUAGUCUUAUAAACAAAAGAAGAAGUUCAAUGAACAUCAAUUACCAAAAUUUCUCAAUAAAAAGACCCAAAUAAAGCCAUAAAGGCCACUCUAAAACUUGAUGAGGUGUCAAAUUUCCAGCCUGGUAUGACUCUCAGAGGGGAGAGAUUCGGUCAGAGCGGCAUGAGGUUCUUCUCGAAUAAAUUGAAGAUUUCUCCAUCCGAAGUAGGCCAUACUUCAUUUGAGAAAUAUUUUAUACAAUCAAAUAACAAGAAUGUGCACGAAGGUCCUCGACCACCAUCAAUUUUGAGCCAAAGCUGUUCCCGUCCAUUUUCUUCUGACAGAGAUCUUCCAAUAAUCUCAAUUGCAAACAGUUCAGGCACCAACCUGAAGCCAUCGCCCCAAAAACCCGAGGCAAAGCAGAAGAUUAGAAAUAGCUUGACAAUGCAAAUGUUCGGCCAAAAGGGUGCCAAAAAGUCCCUCAAACAAUCUAUCAUGGCUGCUCUAUUAAUCAAGCUCUUCAGGUACAAGCGUCAACAAUCAAUAGAUCGCGCACUUUUCAGUCAAAAAGUCGAGCAAUGGAAAAAUGUAAUGCUAAAGGACCCUUCUAAAAGAAAGCCCAAAUCAACUAGAGCUUCUAUAACCUACUAACCAC